AUGGCUGCCCUCCUUUCCGCCCUUCUUCACGUCUCGUCCCUCGCGGCUGCGGCCUUUACCCCGCCUCAAGUCUCUUCGGCCGUCAUCGUAAGGGAUGUCGUGGUUCUCGGCGGCGGUGCUUCCGGCGCCCAUGCCGCUUUCCGGAUCCGCGACGGCAACAGGACCGUCGCCCUAGUCGAGAAGGCAGAUCGUCUUGGUGGCCAUGUUGCCUCCUUCACCGACCCGCGAACCGGCAAGCUGUACGACUACGGCGUCAACUCGUACACCGACUAUGGCGCGGCCCGCGAGGUCUUCGCCCGUUUCGAUGUCCCCGUCCAGAGCCCGGCUCGAUUGCCCCUAGUGUCCACGUACGCCGACUUCAACACGGGCCGCGUCACGAAUUCUUCGGCGCCCGCCCCAGCUGAGAUCACAGCCGCUCUUGAGAAGUACCUCGAGAUUUGCGAGUUGUACGAGUCCUUGAUCAGUCCUUCUUACGCCAACUUUCCGAACACCACUGCCGGCAUUCCCGAGGACUUGACGCUCCCAUUCCCGGACUUUGUCGAGAAGUACAAUCUUGCCGCUGCCGUCCCACGCAUCUUCCAGGUCACCGGUCUGGGUAUGGGCAACCUCGCCAACCAGACGACGCUGUAUGUGAUGCAAGCCUUCGGCGCAGACCUCACCCGCUCCCUGCUGGGAAAGGUCUCCUCCUUUGUCCCCGUUUCCCAGCGGAAGCAGGAUCUCUACGACGCCAUCGCCAGGCUCCUGGGCGACGACGUCUUCCUCUCUUCCGUGGCCGUUCGCACCAUUCGGACCGACGAGGGCGUUGAGGUUCUGGUCAGCGGCGCCGACGGCCAACUCACUCUCGUCCGCGCUAAGAAGCUCCUCAUCGCCUUCGAGCCCACCCUUGCCAAUCUCGACGGGAUCGACGUGGACGAGAAAGAGGCGGCCGUUUUUUCCCACUGGGAAUGGUCUCACGUGCAUGUUGGUGUCGUCUCCCACCCCUCCCUUCCCAGGGGGUAUUCUCUCGCCAACCGCGACCCCACCCACUGGCUCUCUCUCCCCGUGACCCCUUCUGUUGGCCGCUUCGACUAUCUGGGCGACGACUACUUUCGCGUCUUCGUCACCGGCCCCCCUGGCUUCAACACCUGCCAGGCACAGAGCCAAGUCUACAGGUCCCUGGAGAAGCUCGCCGAUGCCGGCACGAUCCCACCCAUCCGGGGCGAGAGAGUCCAAUUUCACGCGUGGUCCGACCAUGGUGCCAUGCACCUGCGCGUGCCCGGCUCCGAGGUUAGGAACGGCUUCAUAACGGGCCAGUACGGACUACAAGGCCACAGGAGCACAUAUUACACCGGUGGCGCUUGGUCUGGACAGUUCACGGCCAUAUUGUGGUGGUUCAACGAUUGGUAUCUUCUUCCCAAGCUGCUGGCUAGACUCUGA
Molecule: messenger RNA, 1416 nt
Organism: Colletotrichum orchidophilum
Lineage: Eukaryota; Fungi; Ascomycota; Sordariomycetes; Glomerellales; Glomerellaceae
Product: amine oxidase
Exons: 2
Coding region: 1-1416 (471 amino acids)
Molecular function (GO): oxidoreductase activity
Source: RefSeq, a predicted model, not a curated record